Messenger RNA from Huiozyma naganishii CBS 8797, 681 nucleotides. RefSeq lists its product as uncharacterized. Bases 1 to 681 code for a protein of 226 amino acids. NCBI's taxonomy places the organism in Eukaryota, Fungi, Ascomycota, Saccharomycetes, Saccharomycetales, Saccharomycetaceae. The record is from RefSeq and is a predicted model, not a curated record. Gene Ontology annotation, biological process: carbohydrate metabolic process. The transcript has a single exon.
AUGUCCGCAACAGGUAGAUACCCAGAAUCGGAACUGUCUCACGAACUAUGUUCCUUGAUAGUCGAUAAACAGAACGAAGCGCUGGAAACCACUGGUGAGUUCAACGUGGCCCUUGACAUCGCUGACGACAACGACCUGUGCUCCACCUUGGUACAGGGUCUGGUUGAUGAUCCUCAGCUGUCCUCACAGGUUCAAUGGUCCAAAUGGAAGAUCUAUUUCGUGAGGGAAAAGCUGGUCCCGUUCGAUUCACCGGACAGUCAUUACGGGAUGUUCAAGGCGCAGAUUCUAAACCGGUUGAUCCACAAGGGUGGACACCUCAAUCUGGGGCCCACCGUUGUUACCAUCAAUGAAUCUUUGGUCACCGCUGGAGACAAGGAGGGCGUAGAUACGGACAAAAUAGUCUCCGAAUUUCAGUCGUUAUUACCAAAAGAUAAAUUUGACCUGGUGGUACUGACGGGUACUGUAUUCGUUGAUCGUGAUGCUUCAGAUACGCUUGUCGUCGGUCCGGACAACCAGGUACACUUGAACAUGCCUGUGCUUCGCGCAGCACACCACGUUUGUUUUUUCUUGCUUAACAACGUCGAGCAAAAAGUACUGUCGCCUAGCGGGUAUGAGUUGGUUGAGACGCAGUGUCCUGAUCGAAUGAGCUUUAUCAUGGGUGACAAUGUCUCGCUGUUCUGA